AUGAUGGCAAACAACAACAUUCCCCAUUCUUCUCUAUGUGUCACCACGACAGACUUUGAGCAGGUCGCAAAGAAUAUCCUGCCGGAGAAGUCAUGGGUUUAUGCAUCAAGCUCAGCUGCUACAGGCCUGUCAAUGAGGACCAAUCUCGAUGACUGGUCUCUGAUCAACUUUCGCCCCCGGAUCUUGAGGAAUGUUGAUUCAAUGGACACCCGAAGGAACAUCUUGGGACAUAUCUCUCAGUUCCCCUUCUUCGUAUCGGCUAUGGGUACACUGGGCAGCUCACACCCAGGCGCUGAACCCUUGCUGGUGAGAGGAGCGACUCGCAAAGGUAUGCACACCAUGAUCAGUACAGCAUCUACGAAGCCGCUCGAGGAGAUCAUGGAUGCUCAUCUGGACGAGCAACGGCUACUUGGCAAUCAAAGCCCUUCCAACUUGUCAUUCCAGUUCUACGUGCCUGUAGAUCGGACAAGAGCCAAGUUACUCAUUCAAAGAGUCAAGGCAGCCGGAUAUCAAAGUCUGUGGGUGACAGUGGACACCUCAACGCUAGGAAAGCGUACUGCCGAUCGUUACCUCCAAGCACAAGAAAAUCUCGACGCUGGUUUGGCCGAAAACAAAAGAGACAUUCACGGCGAGAACGACUUUGCGCCAGCGUUCGGGGGUCGUCAGGUUCCCGGUUCGGUAGAUGGUGGUCUUACUUGGGAGGAUUUGGACUGGAUUUCGUCAGAGUGGAAUGGGCCACUGGUUCUCAAGGGGAUUCAAAGUGUAGAGGACGUGAAGCUGGCUGUCCAACAUGGUGUACACGGAAUUCUAUUGAGCAACCAUGGAGGCAGGCAGAUUCAUUCCGCCCCAAGUUCAUUGAUGACGCUCCUGGAGAUUCGCACGUACUACCCGGAGGCCUUCGACAAGCUCCAGGUGUUUGUUGAUGGAGGUCUUCGCGACGGAGCAGAUGUGCUGAAGGCGUUGUGUCUCGGAGCGACCGCUGUUGGAGUGGGCCGGCCUUACUACUAUGCCCUCGCGGCAUACGGCGCUGAAGGAGUGGAAAGGUGUACAGACAUUAUCGCCGAAGAACUUGAGAUCACCAUGAAGAUGCUUGGAGUCUCUUCCCUAGACCAACUGGGGCCAGAUAUGGUAAAUACCAGCCGACUAGUGAAUGAAAUGUGGCGACCAGUAUUUGGAAAGUCCAAGUUGUGA
This is a messenger RNA of Penicillium samsonianum, 1191 nucleotides long. RefSeq lists its product as uncharacterized. The record is from RefSeq and is a predicted model, not a curated record. Lineage: Eukaryota; Fungi; Ascomycota; Eurotiomycetes; Eurotiales; Aspergillaceae. The coding region runs from base 1 to 1191 and encodes 396 amino acids. Gene Ontology annotation, molecular function: FMN binding; oxidoreductase activity. The transcript has 2 exons.